Exophiala spinifera is the source of this 1593-nucleotide messenger RNA. RefSeq lists its product as uncharacterized. The coding region runs from base 1 to 1593 and encodes 530 amino acids. Gene Ontology annotation, molecular function: carbohydrate:proton symporter activity. Lineage: Eukaryota; Fungi; Ascomycota; Eurotiomycetes; Chaetothyriales; Herpotrichiellaceae. Gene Ontology annotation, biological process: transmembrane transport; carbohydrate transport. Gene Ontology annotation, cellular component: membrane. The record is from RefSeq and is a predicted model, not a curated record. The transcript has 2 exons.
AUGUCUUCUUCAGCGACUUACCACCUUCUCAAUCAAGCAGAGUCCUCAGACUUGUCGAGAUCACCGGCUCAACAGACAAUCACCAUGGGAAAGAAACUCGGGCUCUUCAGAGCUUGCUAUGUCGUCGGGCUUUGUUGUAUUGGAUCGUUCCUGUUCGCGUACGAUACCGGGAUUGUGGGCGGAGUCUUGACUCUUCCUUCUUUCCAGAAGGACUUCCGCUAUUCGAAGAAGGAUAAGACACAGGUCAAUUCAAACUGUGUUUCGAUACUUCAAGCUGGAGCCUUUUUCGGCUGUUUCGGCAUCUGGCCCUUGACAUCAUGGUUGGGUCGAAGGAUGGGCUUCAUCAUUGCCUCCGUCGUCUUCUGUAUUGGUACGAUCAUGCAGGUCGUCAACAGUCAUUCCCUCGGACUCUUUUAUGCCGGCCGAGUCAUUGCAGGCUUGGGCACGGGAGCUGCAACUGUGCUCGUCCCCAUGUUUUCCGCAGAGAUGGCACCAAAGGAGAUUCGAGGAAAGCUUGGUUCUUGUUUUCAACUCUUCUUCGCCACUGGUGUCUGUAUCAGCUACUGGGUGGAUUACGCUGCCAGCUCCGGCUUGUCAGAUGCUUCUGCUACGCAAUGGCAAGUCCCUGUUGGACUCCAGCUCGUCCCAGGUGCCCUUCUUGGCAUGGGUAUGCUACUCGUCAAAGAAUCUACUAGGUGGCUGGCUAAGAAUGGCCGCAAUGAGGAAGCAUACGCUUCGCUUCUUUGGGUUCGAGGAGGAGUUGACAGUCCCGAAAUCAGGGCCGAGUUCUCAGAAAUCCUCGCCGGUGUCCAACUCGAGAUCCAGCAAUCUGAAGGUCUCACCUGGAAGGAAGUUCUUCUGCCGUCAAACAGAUACAGGAUGGCCAUCGCUGUUACAAUCCAGCUUGCAGCACAACUGACUGGCAAUACAUCUCUGGCGUAUUAUGCGCCUCAGAUUUUCGCCACUAUUGGUGCAGGUAACAAGACACUCUUCAUCACUGGCUUCUUUGGUCUGGUCAAGAUGGCCGGUGUGGCGAUAUUCAUCAUCUUCUUCGUCGAGACCAUCGGUCGACGUAUUCCAUUUAUGGCUGGAGCUUUUGCAAUGGGAAGUUUCAUGCUUAUCAUUGCUCUGAUCGUUGAUACUCAUCCACCCGAGGACUCUGCCAAUGGGAUUACCUCUGCUGGAGCUGCGGGUAUUGCCAUGGUCUAUCUCGAAGCGUUUUCUUUUAAUAUGUCGUGGGGUCCGCUUCCCUGGCUAUACAUUGGCGAAAUCUUCCCGAACCGCAUCCGCGAGAUCGGCAUCGCGACUGGUGCAGCAAGUCAAUGGCUGUUCAAUUUUGUCAUGAGCCAGAUUACGCCGCAUGCUAUUGCCAACAUUGGCUGGAGGACAUUUCUCAUGUUUGCUAUUUUCAACUACGCCAUCAUUGUCUACAGCUGGUUCUUCUUGAAAGAAACCACCGGCAAGAGUUUGGAGGAGAUGGAAAUCGUCUUUGGCACCGUCGAUAGACUACCUGGCAAAGAUGAUGAGGAAGUCGAGGCGCAGGUUGGGCACGAGCAAUAUGAAUCUCGACAAGGACAUGAAACCGCAAAAUGA